Molecule: messenger RNA, 1905 nt
Organism: Spinacia oleracea (spinach)
Lineage: Eukaryota; Viridiplantae; Streptophyta; Magnoliopsida; Caryophyllales; Amaranthaceae
Product: sugar transporter ERD6-like 7
Exons: 8
Coding region: 1152-1754 (200 amino acids)
Biological process (GO): transmembrane transport
Cellular component (GO): membrane
Molecular function (GO): transmembrane transporter activity
Source: RefSeq, a predicted model, not a curated record
AAUGAUACAUAUGUAGACGGAAUAAUUGUGACGGUGUAACAAAGGGUCGCAAGGAUUUUGGGGGCGCGAAUACUACUUUGCAAAUUGCGGCGGUUUAGAGGGUCGCAAUAUAUUACGACACACUAAAGCGUCGCUAUUUACCAUAAAAAACACGUGAAACCCACGUGUUAAUAUUUCGCCAAAUAUUUUCGCCAAAUAUUUUCGCCAAAAAGAUAUCCCGCCUAACUCUGUUCCCACGCCCUGCUCCCACGCCCUGCUCCACGAUUUUCUCCCUCAAACAACCGACUAAACCCUCACUCUCAACAAUCAACUGCUCUCUACUCUCAACAAUCAACUGCUCUCUGAAACAUUCCUAGAGAAUCGCUCAAGCUUUCGGAAUCCCCUCAAUUUCGUCGGUAAAUCCUCAAAUUCGUCCACAGUUUGUAGCAAUAAUCUCAUUCCUCUCAAUAUUUAAGGAUUGAAAUCCCAGCUGGUUAAUUCGUCUUCAUAAUUGCCCAAACAAAACCAUCUCAAGCAUCUAUAAAUUAGUGUUUUUUUCUGGAGAAAUUCGUUCGUGGGUUGUAGAAUUACAGCUAGUUUGUUUUUUCAGAUAGAUUCGCCCAAUUCAAUCAAGAAAUUCUUGAAGGUUUGUUUAUUUUUUUACUUUUAUCUGCGGAAUUUGUGUGUUUGAUUUUUUUUAAUUCAUACUGAUAGUAAUUUUCUUGCAAUUUAACAGAUUUAUGCAAGAAUUCAACAUAUUGUUUUUAUGUUUUAAUUUAGGGUUAAUAUGUAGUUAGUUUCGAUCAAGGCUGUAUUUUAAUUACUUUUUAAUUUCUAUUGGUUUUCUUAGUCAUUUAUAUUGCAUAUAGAUUCUAGUUGUUUUAUAUUUCUGCUUAUUACAACAGAGAUGCUGAUGUUGUUGUUUAAUUGCUGUUUAAAUUUCAAUGCUUUUACAAAAUCAUCAAUAAUAAUUCACUUGCACAGUUGUGAUUUGCGUUGGCCGAGUUUUUCAUAGAACCGUAGCUUAAAUUUCCACCCCUUUAAUUUUUAUUCUCUGUUUUGGGUGGGAUUUUUGUUGAUGAGCUUCUGCGAUUGCGGUGGUGUUGGUAACUGCAGACUGUUGUGCGGGUUCUUUAGCAUUGGAUAUAGGAAGACUAGCAGGAGGAUAUGGAAUGGGUGCCUUCUCCUAUGUGGUACCUGUUUACAUUGCGGAAAUAUCACCUGUAAAUCUCCGAGGAGCACUUACAACAUUAAACCAGGUCAUGAUCUGUACUGGCGUCUCAGUGGCGUUUAUAAUAGGGAUAGUUUUAUCAUGGAGGACUUUAGCAUUAACUGGACUUGUUCCAUGUGCUGUUCUGCUUUUGGGUUUAUGCUUCAUUCCAGAAUCUCCAAGAUGGAUGGCGAAAAUAGGAUCUCAAAAGGAGUUUGAAGCUGCAUUUCAGAAACUUCGUGGCAAGGAUGCAGAUAUAACCCAUGAGGCUGCUGAGAUUCAAGAUUACAUAGAAGAACUCGAAAAGAUGCCCAAAGCUAAUAUGUUUGACUUGUUUCAAAAGAGGUAUCUACGUUCUGUAACGGUAACUCUUGAGAUCCCUUGGGUCAAGUGGGAAGAUGGGUGGACAUGGGAAGUGAAGGCACAAUUGAUGGAAGCUGUUGAGUGGCCUCAAAAGCACCAGGAUGCAUUCGAGCGAAUUGGAACCUGCCCACCAACAGGAGUGUUGUUGUUUGGUCCCCCCUGGAUGCAGCAAAACGCUCAUGGCCCGUCCUGUAGCUUCUGAGGCAGGACUGAAUUUUCUGGCUGUCAAGUGUCCAGAGUUAUUCAGCAAGUGGGUUGAUGAAUCUGAGAAGGCUGUUAGAUCUCUUUUUGCCAAAGCAAGAGCUAACGCGCCAUCAGUUAUAUUUUUUGAUGAAAUAGACAAUCUUGUUGUC